Messenger RNA from Amaranthus tricolor (Joseph's coat), 2174 nucleotides. Its product is annotated as mediator of RNA polymerase II transcription subunit 22b-like. Gene Ontology annotation, biological process: regulation of transcription by RNA polymerase II. Bases 320 to 775 code for a protein of 151 amino acids. The transcript has 4 exons. Gene Ontology annotation, cellular component: mediator complex. Gene Ontology annotation, molecular function: transcription coregulator activity. The record is from RefSeq and is a predicted model, not a curated record. Lineage: Eukaryota; Viridiplantae; Streptophyta; Magnoliopsida; Caryophyllales; Amaranthaceae.
AUCUAAAUAUUUUUGGCUUUAUUAAUCUUAAAAAAAAAAAUAGCUCAUCCUUCCUAAAUUACUCGUUUUUUGUGAACUUGUUCGAGGUAAUGCUGAUUGAUUUUGUCUGAAAAUUCAUCCUCAAUCUUUGUAUUUUAUCUUUAAUUUCAUAUAAAUUUCACUCCUUUUCUUCUUCACCAAUUCUGGGGACAGACCCUUAAGAUCAAACUCUAGAAUCCGGCACCUUGCAUCAAAACCCUAAAAUUCCGGUGAUUGAAGAACGGUGUUACUUCCAGCAGCUGUCAGAUUUUGUCCAACCACCAACAAUUCUUAGCCUAGAAUGAAUAAAGGAGGCGGUGGAGGUGGAAGUGGGCCUACAGCCGCUGCUGCGGCUGCAGCAGCUCAGAAGCAGAAGGCUCUCUUGCAGAGAGUUGAAAAUGAUGUAUCAAGUCUCGUUGACAAUUUCACUAAUUUAGUCAAUGUUUCCCGGGUAAAUGAGCCACUAGUCAAAAAUCAACAAGAAGCUUUGACUAUGGAGGUGCGCGCAGCCAAAAUGGUCCAGGCAUCUGAUUCAUUAUUGAAAUUAGUAUCAGAACUGAAGCAGACUGCCAUCUUUUCUGGAUUUGCAUCGCUCAAUGACCAUGUAGAACGACGUAUAAGCGAAUUCAAUAAGCUAUCAGAAAAGACGGACACUACAUUGAGUAGCAUUGGAGAAGAAGCUGCUGCUAGCCUCAAAGAGCUCGAGUCUCAUUUCUAUUCUUCUGCUGAAAAAGACAGCCGACAUUCGUUACCCUAAGGUACCAUUAAAGUUCCAUUCUUACCUUCUAAUAGCAAAAGAAGUGAAUAUCUACCAUUAUGUUUAUGUUCUGUUGGGAGUUCUUUAGGUUAGCAAAUUGGUUGAGGCGUUUGACUUGUAUUUACACUCAUUGAUGAAGUUUCCAAUUUCACAAUUUUUCGGGUGAGACAGUGUCACGGUGAGAUAUGGGCUGAAUAGCCCGACUAAUACAAUUAAAAUAUGAGUUUCUUAUUUUGAGGUCGUUUCACCGAGAAAUGGUCUCUCACAAAAGUAGGUCUUUCAAUUUUUAUCUUAUUUUGUAGUAUAGUUUUAUUAUUUAUCAUGUAUCCUAUAAUUAGAGCUAUAAAUUUUUUAUCUUGUGCUUUUGUUGUAUUUUUGAUGUUUUUUUUGUUAUAUUAUAACGAUUUUUCUAACUUAUGUACCAUCUAGUGCAUAAGUUUAGACAAUAAAUUUAGUAAUUAUUUUGAAUUUAAUAGAAAAUAUCUUCUAAAAUAGUCAAAUAUAAUAAUAUUUUAGAGAAUAUUCUAAAUGAAAUUUCAAAAAUUAUUAAUUUUAUUGUCAAAAUCUAUGCACCUGAUAAGUAGGUUAGAAAAACCAUUGUUAUAAAUUUACUAAUUCACCUCCAUGACGAAUGUUUCUAAUGCAUUUUAGAAAGAAUUAAUUACAUGAUAAGUCCUUUUGGUAUAACGCACAAUCGUUAUCAUUUAAUGUGUAAUUCAACAUUUACAACUACUAUAAGAUUACACACACUCUUUUCGCUCUAAGCUCACUUAGGAUUUGCUCUCUCUAAUCCUUACAAUUUUACAAUAAAUUUAGCAAUUAUUUUGAAUUUAAUAAAAAAUAUCUUCUAAAAUAGAUAAAUGUAAUAAUAUUUUAGACAAAAAUCAACCAAUUUUGCUACUUAACUACUCCCUACAUCUUCAUCAAUUUGCAUCAAUUUUUAUUUUGGGUUGUCUUUUUUUUUUUUUUUUUGCAUUAUUUCUUUAUAUGAAAUUUGACCAAACUACUAUCUUCUACUCACAUCCACGCAUUUAAAUUCUCUUUUAACGUCAUUCAUGCAAUUUAAUUUCUCUUUUUAUUUAAUUUAACAUUUAUUACACUAGAACACAAAAUAUUAUAACUUCCUAUACUCUUAAAAUUCACAUUAUUUCACUUAAAUACAAUAGGGAGUAACAUAUUGUUAUUUUCUAAUUUUUUUUUAUGUUCUCAUAUAUUUGAAGGUUUGAUGGCAUUGAUGCAUUGAUAGUUUUGUCUUGUAUAGAAUUAAGAUUAUAAAUAAAAGAUGAUGAAGAUUAUAUCUGCUUUUAGGAAACUAUGAUCAGGGUCUAGAAAAGGAAAGAAGACGACAACUCAUAUCCAUAAAGGAGAGUGUAGUCAAAGAGUCCAUCGGCUAGAGAAA